AUGGGAAAGAAUUUCGACGAAUCCACUCUUCUGAAAUCGCUUGAAGGCGUUUCCGACGCGGAGAAAGUUCAGAAAUUGAUCAAAAAGCUGGCGGAAUCGGAGAAAUUGAAUGGAGAGUUGAAGGCCAAGUUGAUUGAUCAUGAUAAAGUGGUGAAAGUCAAGGAUUUGCUGGAGAAAAAGUUGGAGAGGAAUAAUCAGAUUCUUCUGCGCACGGAAGAGGCGAAAAGUAAAUUGGAAGAGCUAUGCAGAGGACUUCAGAAGGCCAAUCAACAGACGCGCGACGAAUCGAUAGCGAAAAUGAAGAAACUGGAAUUAGAGAGAGCUCAAGCGGUGGAACAACUGAAAAUCACUCUGAAAGAUAUCGAGAGAACAAUGAACGAGGGUCGACAGAAAUCGGAUUCUUUGGCUGAAGAUAACAAGAAAUUGAGUGAGAAAUUCACUGAAAUCGGGCAACAAUACGAGGAGAGAAUGAAUGUGAUCGAUGAGCAGAUGAGAAAGAAAGAGAAAUAUUAUGAAGAGUUUGGAAAGGCAAAAGAUUUGGAAAUCAAACUUCUUCAGGCGAAACUCGAUGCCUCGUCGAUUCAAGUGCGUAAAGCUGGAAUGGAGAAAGACGAGCUGGCGAAGAUUGUACUGGAAGAGACGGCCCGUGUCGGCGGUGCAUUGCAAACGGAGAAGGCGUUGAGGGAUCAAGUGAUGGAAUACUCAUCGAAAUACUCGGAAUUGACGAGUUGUCUGGCGAAAAGUAAUGAGGCAUUCGACAAGUUUAAGAAGGAAAUCGAUAGAGUCAACACGAAAUGUUCACAGAUUGAGAAGGAGGGAAGCUUGUUCAAAAAGAAGUGCGAGCAGGCGAAUCAAAAAGUGCUCGUUCUCACGAUGACAAACCAAGAAUACGCCGAGAAGAUCGCCUCAUCCGAGAAGAAAAUUCAAAUGCUCGAGAACUUGUGUCGUGCUCUCCGUAAGGGAGAAGCCGCCUCGCCAGCUCCAGAAGCCACUGUGACGUCAUCCGAGAAGACAAACUGA
Messenger RNA from Caenorhabditis remanei, 1020 nucleotides. RefSeq lists its product as uncharacterized. Lineage: Eukaryota; Metazoa; Nematoda; Chromadorea; Rhabditida; Rhabditidae. Gene Ontology annotation, molecular function: syntaxin binding. The record is from RefSeq and is a predicted model, not a curated record. The transcript has 6 exons. Bases 1 to 1020 code for a protein of 339 amino acids.